GUCAACAACACCGCAACCUGAGACAGGAUAGCAGCCUCUUGGCUAGCAAAGUGAACCUGCUAAGUAGCUGGAAAAUAAAAAAAAACGAAAAAAAUAAAUUGUUUCGAUUUGAAUUUACCCCACUAACUUCUACAGCAAUGUAGCCUAUUUGUAAAGAUAUUUGGACUCGGCAAGAUGAAGAAAGGACUUUGUUAGGCAGCUUCAACAUCUUCCUCCUGUGUGAUAUGACAUCACUCCAGCCUUACGACAAAAGCCAGAGAUCUACAGCAUACGCGUGACAUCUGCUCAGGUGUUGUUGAAGAGGAUGGCUGCACAGGUGGAGGUACACAGUGGGGAGGCUGGAAGGACAAUGACAGGAGGAAGACUUCACUUGAGUCCCCUGACCAACUCAAGCAACACAAGUCCAUCAAUCAAUCAGUCGCAUAUCAUCACUCCUGAACCCAAAAAACCUGUCCCUGGGCCCAAGCCACGGUUGACUCCAAAACCGUUUGCUGUGGAGAAUAAAAACAGUAUUAAGCCCAUACCUGCCCCAAAGCCGCAAACCAAACCCAGACCAGAAUCCACUAACACCACUGGAUACAAACCAGAGCUUCCCAACAGUCCAAAACCACAGCAACCAGUUGCCAUUGUUAAGCCAAGGCCUGUGUCAAUCAACUCCAGUCGUCCUGCCUCAACCUCAUUUAGAACAUCAACUAAGGUGAAUACUGGGCAAACAACCAAGCCUGUCCAUCCAUUUAAACCAGCCCCUCCUUUUGACUCUGUAGAUGCCAACAAAUCAACGCCUCCAUUGCCAGCAGAGAGACAGAAACCUAAGAACCAGAUGACACCCAUGCAGGGAGGGGCAUCCAUUGCCAGAGCCAAGUCAUUGGGGUUUCUUAAUCAGAUUGAGAACGAGGAUGAACAAAAUAAAUCUCUGACAGUUGUCCCACCCCGACCCAAACCCCGUGGUUCCAGGCCCAGACCUGUAUCUGCUAUUUUUCUUAAAAAUCCAGAGAUACCAGUUCCUGCUCCACGCUUGGCUGGGGGAAACCCUCUUUCAUCUGAUCUUACAUACAAGUUUGAAUCUAUUGGUCUGUCAUUGCACCGUAAAGCGACCAAAUCAGACGUUAAGGAAUGCACUCCAAAAGAUAAAUCACUUUCACAAAAAACCCAGAAGGAGAAAAUCAGUACCUUGGGACAGACCACUGAUGUUGAAGGUAAACAAUCGACCUCAGACGAGCAGAGCAACAACAUUGCAGAAGAAAUGAUCGUUAAAGAGACUGAGGAUCAGCGAGGGGUUAGCAUCAAGUCACGAAUUCAUCUCCUGCUUGAUUCCUCCUCUGCUCCUGAGACGGUGUCUUCUCGUCAGAUAUCAGAUAUUCUCUCUCCAGAGCAGACACUCCCUGAAAGUGAACCACAAGUGGGGGUUAAACAGCUCAUCAAGCAGCUUACAGAGGAUACAACUCCAACCCAGAGUCCCGUCAUGAAACCUGCAAUGAAGCCCCGCCACCUGCCCGCUGAUUUCACUAAAAAGUUUUCACCCGAGAGAUUGUCUGACUUUGGCAAUGUUUCAAUCAGUGACCCUACAGAAUAUCAUGAGAUCAGCAAAGAUCCUCAAAGGAGGAUCGACGCAGUCAACAACAGUGACCAGAUGGGUGUGGAUUUCCAAGAUCAGCUCAAAAAUAUCAACUCAAUUACAGAAAGUACAGAGGCAGAACAGGCGUCAAGUGCUACCAGCAAUCAAAGUGGUCCGACUGUUGAAAUGCAGACAGAACGAGCAUCCUUCUUUGAUAAUAUUGUGGAGAGAUCUAGUGUGACAAAUGGCGCUGACUUAUUGAGUAACCCACCUUUACGAGUAGGAAGCAAAGAGGAUGAAGGAACUUUGGUGACUGCCAUGUAUAAAGAUUAUAUUUCUCCAAGUAUCCUGCGAGUGAACCACACCAUGGACACAGUGCAAGGAAUGGGAGAGAACAGGGCAGUAAGUGAGAGCAUUCCAUCUGCUCAGUGGGAAGAUAAAGCCAUGACCUUAAACUCCAGACACUCAGAAGGGAACAGGAAAAUGAUGGAAACAACUAGUUUAAUAAAAGGUGAACCAGCUUCAGCAAUGGCAAUAGAGCAACAACCUCGAUACUUGCGAAUAGGAUCCUUGCAGAAAUGGCCUACUGCAGGUGUGGCUCAAGAAGCCGGUGUGCAAAAUGCCACGCUAAACCACUCACAAAGGGAAAAAGAAAUGGAUUUGAAUAAAGAUAAAGACAGACAGAAAGAAGCAGACCACAAGGAAAUACCUGGAGCUACUAAACUCAUCAAAACACUGCAGAUAGAUGAAAAGCCAAAACCCAAGGCAACCUAUUUUGCCUUGACCGGACAAAUACAGGAGUCGGUGUCUUCUUUAGAUACUGGAUCUGACAUUAUAGAUUCAGCAGUGCCUUCUGGUGAUUUUGCAGUAGGUUCUGGACAGGUAACCUCUCAAGGUAAGGUAGCUGAAAUUAAGAGGAAUCUGUCAAUAAAUGAAACAUCUGGAGAAAAAAAACAAGGCAAAUAUGAAGACGUAAGGAGAAUGAGCCACAUUUCACCCAGGCAGGUGGUAUCAGUGCUGGAUAUGCCGACAGCAGAUAUAAAGACGGGAGUAGUAAAAAGAGCGCAAACAAAGGAGGAUGAAAGGCAAAAUGGCAAAAUUAAAGUUAUUGAUGGGGACAAACAGCGACAAAUGGAAAUUGAGAAACAAGCCCUUUUACAGUUUUCACAAAUGAAGGAAAGGGAGAUGCAAAGAGAAUUUGAAAGGCGUAAAGCAUUUGAAAGGGAGAAACAAAAACAGAGAGAGCUUCAAACCCACAGUCUGCAAGAAUUGGAGUUGGGACAGCAGAAAGACAUGGGAAAACAAAGGCAGUUGUGUUUCAAGCAAGAAAAGGCAAAUCAGCAAGAACAAGAGAUGCAGAGUAGGGAGGAAGUAGAGAGGCAAAGAGAGCUAGAGAGGCAAAGAGAGUUUGAAAAGCAGAGACAGAAAGAAAUGCACAGGCAGAGGGACCAAGAAAAGGAGAGAAAACAAAGGCAGAGAGAGCAGGAACUGGAGAGGCAACAAGAAUUAAUGAGGCAAAAAGAGCAGGAAAUGGAAAGACAGCUAGAACAGAUGAGCGUAAGGGAGCAGGAAAAGGAGAAACUACGAGAACUUCAAAGGCAGCAAGAACUGAUGAGGCUGAGGGAGCAGGAAAUUGAGAGACAACAACAACAGGUGAGGUUGAAGGAGCAGGAAAAGGAAAGACAGCAAGAAUUGAGGAGGUUGAGGGAGCAGGAAAAGGAGAGACGGCAACAAUUUGAGAGGCAGCAAGAACUGAUGAGGCUGAGUGAGCAGGAAGAAGAGCGACAGCGAGAAGUUGAGAGACAGCAGGAACUAAUGAGGCUGAGGGAGCAGGAAGAGGAGAGACUGCAACAAUUUGAGAGGCAGCAAGAACUGAUGAGGCUGAGUGAGCAGGAAGAGGAGCGGCAGCGAGAAGUUGAGAGACAGCAGGAACUAAUGAGGCUGAGGGAGCAGGAAGAGGAGCAGCAGCGAGAGGUUGAGAGACAGCAGGAACUAAUGAGGCUGAGGGAGCAGGAAGAGGAGCGACAGCAAGAAGAGAUGAGAGGGAGGGAGCAGGAAAUUGACAAAAAGCGAGAACUUGAGUGGCAGAGAGAGUAUGAAAAGGAGAAACGACGAGAACUUGAGAGGCACGCAGAACAACUGAGGCAAAGGGAGCAGGAAAUUGAGAGACAGCGAGAAGUUGAAAGACAGAACACACAGCUGAAGCUGAGGGAGCAAGAAAAGGAGAGGAAGCAAGAACAGGUGAGGCUGAGGGAGCAGGAAAUGGAGAGACAUCGAGAACUUGAGAGGCAGAAAGAGCAUGAAAAGGAGAGACGACAAGAAUUUGAGAGACCGCAAGAACAAUUGAGGCAAAGGGAGCAAGAAAUGGACCAACAGCAAGAACUCGAGCGUCAGCAAGAACAGGUGAGGUUGAGGGAGCAGGAACUGGAGAAACGGCGAGAACUUGAGAGACGGCAAGAAAAGGGGAGACUGAGGGAGCAGGAAAUGGAGAGACGGCGAGAACUUAAGAGGCAGCAAGAACUACUGCGGCAAAGGGAGCAAGAAAUGGAGAGACAGCAAAAACUGCAAGAACAGUUGAGGGUGAGGGAGCAAGAAAUGGAGAGAGAGCGAGAACUUUCGAUGCAGCAAGAAUUGGAGAGACGAGAACCUGUGCGACAGCAAGAAAGGGUUAGGCUGGGGGAGCAAGAAAUGGAGAGACAGCGAGAAUUUAAGAGGCAACAAGAACAAGUGAGGCAAAAAGAACAAGAAAUGGAGAGAAUGCGAGAACUUGAGCAACAACAAGAACAGGUGAGGCUGAGGGAGCAGGAAAAGGAGCGACAGUGGGGAGUUCAUAUGCAGCAAGAACUGGAACAAGAGAGGCAGCGUGAAUGGGAAAGACAAAGACAGAGAGAAAAAGAGAGGCAGUCAGCGCUAGAUAGGGAGACACUUCUUUUGGAAAUGCAAAGGAACAAGAGAAUGGAGGAACUGGAGAGAGGUAAAGAGAGAGAGGAAGGAAGGCUCUCCCACCAAAACCUGAAGCAGAAAGAAAAUGAGAGGUAUCAUUUUAUUGAGCUUGAGAAGCAGUGGUUCAGAGAGAACACUGAGAAAACAAGACAAAUGGCGUUAGAACAGGAAAUGCUAAGACUGAAAGGGAUUGAUAAGGAAUGGGAAAAACAAAGACAAAUGGAGAGGGAGUGUGAGGAAGACAUUGAGAGGGAAAAGCUUAAAGAGCUGGACAGACUGAGAGACUUGCAAAGGGGAAAACAACUCCACGCUGAGAAACAGUACCAAAGGCUAAUACAACAGGCCCCGCAGAAUGAAAGGCUUAGAUGGGAGGCAGAGAGAGAGAAGAUGGAAAAGGCUGAGGCAGAGAAAAUGAGACAGAUUGCCAGACUUCAAGAAGCAGAGAGACACAGACUAAAGGAGAAACACAUUAAAGAGGAACAUGAGAGAAUAAGGCUGGAUCAGUCCCCUUUGAGGCCCAAAGUGGUAGAUGUAGACUCUUUGCUCAGAGCUGCCACCUCUCAACACAUUGACCCUUCACUAAGAUGGAAGGAGCCCUCUCCCAGAGCUGAAGAGCCCUACAAACCUUCCAUUCUUGAUGUGGACUCUUUUAUAUCUCAAUCUCAGCCAUACUCCAAUCAAGAUCUACUGUCUGUUGCCAGUAUUCAAGAAGUAGACUCCAACUUUGGUACUAUAUUACACCCUGCACCUGAAAGAGAUAUUACGUGGAAGGCACCCCCACAGACUUCAGUUGACUUCACAAGUCCAGUGUGGACGCUAUCCACCCAUGACCCACUGGAGCUACAGCCAACUGAGGUGGCUUACAACAAAUCCCUUCAUGAGCCCAGAAAACACACAACCAAAGUCAGCCCAGACCAACUACUUUUUAGGCAGGACGGACAGUCCCCGGCCUCACAACGCCACUGGCGCCGUAGGCAAGUUGAGCCACUUUACUUGGACUCUUUUUUCCAAAGAGAGGCAACAACCAGAGUCUCCAGCAGUACUCCCGUUGAUCAGGUCUGGUUACCCAGAGAACUAAAAUCCCAAGACAACCAGGAAGAGGUCUGGAACCACAGGAGAUCCCAGGGAUCCCAGGAACUGAACAGGAUGCGGUCUCGCAGUAUGUCACGUAGAUCAGCCCCCUCUGGUGUUGCUCUUGAGAAAAGUCUUUUUAGAAUAAGGAGUCGUAGCGCUCACAGAGAACAGGAUCACCAAACCUGGGAGCAACAGAAGCAAGAUGUCAGUGGUGAGGAUAAGAGGAAGGACUCUGCAACACCAGUGGGUGAGACAGAUAGUCAGUAUGGGACUUGGGAGACAGGACUACGCACUGAUGAUAGCUCAGAAAGUAACCUCAGCCCUUCGCCAAGGAACACAGCUCCUGCACACCCGCAAGGAGAACAUGACAUCUUUGAUGGCCCGCAUCCACCCUCUAAAUCUGAGAACCAGCCGCUCUUGUUCCCCGAUGCCCCAACCACUCUGUUAGACACCGGUGUCCUGCGGUCCAGAGUCCAGCUGGGAAAGAAGCGCGCUCCCAGGACGCGGCCCUCCAGAGCUGCCCGUCAAAACACUACCCAAGCUGAGGCAGAAGGGGCCACCUCUGAGGAAUGGCUCUACCGAGACUCAACAGAGGAAAAGGUUGAGCAUAAAAUGGAUGAAGUAGACUCUGAGGAGCAGGCCACAGGAGCAGAUGCUGCUGCUGCUUUUGCUUCUCAGCCACAAAGGAUUGCCCUGUUCCCUGGGGUGGACUCUCAAGCUUUAAAGGUCCAGUUGAAGAAGAGGAGCGACUCUGACAAUCAAACUGAUGCGCCGUCUCCUUCCCUUGCUUCUCGCUCCCCUAAAUCGCCCUUCCUGCCUCGGGCUGCUCGUGUACUUCUCCCUGCUAGUGGGAAAGAAAAUGGUGAGGAGGAAUCACCCCAGUGGUUGAAAGAGCUCAAGUCCAAGAAGCGCUUGAGUCAAUAUGAGAAUGAAAGCUAAGUAAAAAAAGGUUGCCUUGUGAAACGGAUCUAUAAGAAACAGAGGCCUUAACGUUCGACUCGGAGAGAUGGAGGGGAAGUCUGCUGCUGAGGAUGUUUUUCUUCUUUUGGUUCUCUGUCUGCGUUGAUCAUCCUGCAUGGUGCCUUUUAUAGAGAAUAUUUGCAAAAAUAUAAACAAGAUGGGGGCACAUGAAAAAUAACACACACAAAAUGCACCCAGCUGCUCUGCUUACAUUUCCCUUUCCUUUACACGUGUGGCCUCCUCUACUCAGAGAGUGAAACUUUGUGAAAACUUCAGUAGGGACCAGAGUAGUUUUGGGAGAGGGGGAUGAGUAAUUUCAUGUCAGGCGACAUGUCAAGAAAUGGUUAACUUGAGGGACCACUGCACAAUUGACCGCAUGCUGGAGAGCCAUCCGGGACAAUACAAGAUUUAUAUUUGGUUCCUAUACUUGUCUAAUACGUACAAAUCAGUGGUUGUGUAUAUGUUGUCUUUGUGUCAUCAGUCAUUGAUCGGAUGUCACACAAGCAUUGCCAUGGGACAAUAUUUCAGAUACUAAUGGUUCCUUGUUGAACUUUAAAAGCUGCUUACCACAUUAUUAGAUGGAAUGUAUAUCAUGUAAGUAAUCAUGAGAUGUUAUAUUUGUAUGUUUUACUAUGACAGAGAGAGUUUUUAGGAGAAAAUAUGUUGUUUCAUUACAAUAGAGGCUCCAAUGCCUUGCUUUGAUAUAUGCUCCUCAAUGUUAGUGUCACGUUUUUGUUUAAAUAUAUUUUGUCUUUGUGGGAGAGAGAUGGGAGGCAUCAUGAACACUCCUUAACAGCACAAAUACUUUAUUUCAGUUUUAUAUGAAAACACUAAUCAUGUUCCUUCCCUCUUGAUAAAUUGCAAGCAUCCAUCAAAAGCCAUAGAGUACCUAACUAUUGUCACACACUCCUGAACGCUCUGACAAUGUAUGUUCCUUCAACCCCAUGUGUGCGCACAAUUUUUACCAUCAGGCUUUGCUCAAAGCGACCAGCCUAGAGACACAAGAAGUUAGAUCACACAACUCAAGGAGUGGGAUACUUUGUCUGCUCCAUUCUUUCUGGGCAAAACAUUUAUGGCUCCAUACAUUUAGCUGUAAUUUUCCACGUAUUGUUGCCAUUGACUCAUUCACAUCUCUAAAGCACUUCGUCACUUGAUGCACGGCAGCACUGACCUCAUUGGUCAUGUGGAUCAAGUCUUUUGGUUGAUUGUC
This is a messenger RNA of Phycodurus eques (leafy seadragon), 7742 nucleotides long. RefSeq names its product trichohyalin-like. NCBI's taxonomy places the organism in Eukaryota, Metazoa, Chordata, Actinopteri, Syngnathiformes, Syngnathidae. Bases 305 to 6511 code for a protein of 2068 amino acids. The record is from RefSeq and is a predicted model, not a curated record. The transcript has 13 exons.